Nezara viridula (southern green stink bug) is the source of this 2230-nucleotide messenger RNA. Lineage: Eukaryota; Metazoa; Arthropoda; Insecta; Hemiptera; Pentatomidae. The record is from the annotation of a GenBank genome assembly.
CUCUUUCUUAUAAAACCAGUAUAAAUAAUUAUUUGAAUUAACAAAUGUAUGCUAAAUUAAUUUACUUAUGAUUUAAACAUAUAUCAGUUGCAUACCUUUAAAGUGACUCACAUCCAUUGAUAGCUUAUGAGUGAUGUGUACUUUGUUGAAAUUCAUUAAGAUCAUUGUUUGCUAUAAUUUUUAUUGCUUCAAAUGGAUUUUGUAAUACAUUUAUGAAAGAUUCCUUUUUAAGUGUUUUAUUGCCAUUUUCUUUUCUUUUUUAGGGGACAGUCCUAUCAAUGUAGAACUUGCUGUGGCAUUUUGGAUUAAAACCAUUUUUUUUUUGGUUUAAUUUUUCAAUGGCAGAAAUUAAUGGCUCCUGUGGGUUGAUUGAAUGUUCUGUUGUCCUGAACAACAUUGCUACAGUUGGCACGAAUAUUGAGCUUGCAGACUUCAAAUCCGAAAAGUUGUGCACUGAGAUUUCAGAGGAGUCCCCUCCAUCGCCAACAAGCUCGCAAACAGUGAUAGUUGAAAAUAGUACAGAAUUCGGUGCAUUUUCAAAUGUUGAUAAAUCCAAAAGUUCUUCCAUCACAGGUGAUAAAGAUAAAUGUGAAAGUGAUUUUAUCAAACAAUCAGGAGUAAAUGAUUCUUCCCCAAUUUUUAAAUAUAGUGAGGAAUACAUCGGUACUGUGGUGAACACAUUAGCCCAGUGUAGUGAUGAAAAUUGUGAUAAAGAUUUAGAUGAACAAGAACUUAAAAACAAGUGCAAUAAUGACUUAAAAAAUGACAAUAGUGAUACCAAGUGCAAGAAAGACUCAACCGUCAUUCUUGAGGAGUUGAAAGAAGUGGAAGCUGAACAGUUAGGUGAAGAAAGUUCUUCUGGUAUUAGUGACGAAGAACAGACAGGAGAAAGACACUGGGAUAUGGGUUCAGCUACAUCAAACUUGACAUUCGGUGGUAAGGAACCUGAAGGAAGUGAUUCUGGUUUGAGUUCAGAUGUCAAAGCAGACUCCCUUUCGUCAGAUGAUUUAAUUACUUCUCCUUGGGAGCAACGAACUCCAACAACUACAAUCAAACCAAAAAGUAUGUUGAAGCGCUCUGGUUCAGUUGAAGAACCACAACCACAACCACCAGAAAAGAAGGCUAAACGAUCUAUUGCAUUUGGUGAAGUAAAUGUGUUCUACUUCCCUAGGUCUCAAGGAUUCACAUGUGUUCCUUCACAGGGUGGGUCGACGCUUGGCAUGUUACUAAAUCACACUGAUAGGCGAACAUUUAGUUUAACUGAACAUGGGUCAGAGCAACGUAGAAUUCAUAGAGAAAUGCUGGCACAACUUCGGAACUCACCUGGAAAUCUUCCUUCAUCGUCUUCUGACUCGGACACUGAUGACCAAAAUACUGAAUCAGAAUUGGAUCCUGAUAACUAUUUUUUCCUUCAGCCUGUUCCAACGAGGCAGAGGCGAGCUCUAUUAAGAGCUGCUGGAGUACGUAAGAUAGAUUCUCUGGAAAAAGAUGAGUGCAGAGAUAUUCGCAGUUCACGUGAAUUCUGUGGCUGCUCUUGUAAAGGUUUUUGUGAUCCAGAUACUUGUGCUUGUUCUCAGGCAGGGAUCAAAUGCCAGGUGGACAGACUAAAUUUUCCCUGUGGGUGCACGCAUGAUGGUUGUGCUAAUUCUAAUGGGCGGAUAGAAUUCAAUCCGAUGAGGGUAAGAACUCAUUUUAUUCAUACUAUGAUGCGAAUAGAGAUGGAAAAGAAGAGAGAACAAGAAGAAGAAGAAGCUAGACAAUCAGAAUUGUCUGGAUUCUCGGGGUACCGCCAAGAGGUCUCUUAUGGGAAUUAUCCAUUUGAAACAGGUUUUUCAUAUCCUUCAUAUGCCUAUCCAUCAUAUGAAAAUGAUUUCCAGCAGUAUGAGUCCUUCCAAAGCAGUUUCAGGUACCCAGAAGAAAAAGGUGAAUCGUUCUCAGAGUUGCUCGCUCCAAACCGAUAUCAAGAGACAAACCUGGAACCGGUACAAGACCAGGGUCCUUCACAAGAUGCUGAGAAACCUCAGGAAGAAACUGAUGGUGAAAAUUUCGGAGAAAUUAUUAAAAAAACAAUGGUAGAGAGUGCAACAGCUUAGGAAUAGUUAUUUGUUGAAUAUGGUGUUACUUAUGUAUGUGAAUUGAAUGUAUUACAAGUCAAUGAUAAAUUUAUAAUUUCUCUGUGUCUCAGAUUUGCUGUUAUUGUUAUAGCUACAAAGUUUGUUUUAAAGAUAAA